Molecule: messenger RNA, 1299 nt
Organism: Lactuca saligna
Lineage: Eukaryota; Viridiplantae; Streptophyta; Magnoliopsida; Asterales; Asteraceae
Source: the annotation of a GenBank genome assembly
AUGGCGACACCCUACUUAAUUCUCAACUUCAAAUAUCUCCAACUUCUCAUCUUCUUGUUCGCAUCAAGGGCAUUUGCCAUUAGAAAAGACACCAGUUUCCUAGAAACCCAAAUCUGCAGAACAACAGUUCAAGGAAGAUAUUUAAUAACCGAUCAUACAGGUUACGUAUGUGAUGCCCUAUCACUAGAUCCAAAAUCACACUGCUGUCGUCUAAAAAGAGAUCAAUACAGUUGCCAAGGCUGCAAUCUUGUUUCACAAUGCUGCAACUCCUACGAAUACUGUGUUUCUUGCUGCCUAAAUCCUCAAAGAACACAAAUCGAUCAAGCAACAAGGGUCAAAAUCGCCAAACCAAUAACUUCAGGGACUUAUUCAACUCUUUUCGAUUACUGUGCCGGAAGGUGUCGUCAUAAUUCUGAAAGUGUCGUUCAUGAAAACGCGUAUCUGAGUGAAUUCCAUCAUUGUUUUGCCCCACCAUCAAACAAUUCGGUCGGAAUCACUGAUUCCCAGAUUGAAGUCCGGCUGCUUGGGAUUAAUGUUAUUGUUGGAAAACAAGGGGAAUCGUGUGAUUCCGUUUGCAAAUCAGUAGGGCAAUCGUGUGUUGGGAGCAAAUUCGCGCUUAUUAAUCAAUGUGAAAUUAUGCAAAAAUAUAUGAAAUGUAGAGGAUCAUGUCUUGCAAGUAUAGGAGCUGAUCAACCUGCUGAAGUUGUUGAAGAUGCCCCUAGAGAUUUGAAUCCUGUAUACAAGGAGACUUUGCCCCUGUGCUUGAAUAAGAUUCAUUUCCUACAUGAUGAUUGAUGAUUGACCCAAUUCAAGUGUGAAUCAUGAAGUGAGGCUGCUUGCAUUAUGAGAAAGAACUGAAGAAGAAAGAUGAUUGUGUUGUAUGAUGAAUGUAAUGCUACCAAAAAGAUCAGGUUAGUUAAAGUUGUGUACUUGUCAUCAAUCUAAAUCCAUUACUAACUUGAUGAUGAUGGAAUGGGAAGGUGUAGUAAAGUUUUGUGUUUGCCAGAAAACAUUUUUUUAUUAAUGAAAAUUCUUUUACUCAUGAUUAAGUAUGUGGUGCAUGAUUGUAUCAUUUAGUUAUCAUUGGAAAAUUUUAUGCAGUCAAUAUAGAAUAGAACAUGCUAUUUUGUUAUUAAUGGAAAGAGAUUUAAAUAUAUGACUUUGUAGUGAAACGAUUUUUUUGAUUUAGUGUCGUUGUCAUUAUUAAAUAUGAUAGAAUCAAACCACAGGGAGGGGAUUUGUGAAAAUUUCUUUAUAGGGAUGAAACUUACAGAUUGGACCAAACUAUAUGGACGAUUU